Molecule: messenger RNA, 948 nt
Organism: Aspergillus chevalieri
Lineage: Eukaryota; Fungi; Ascomycota; Eurotiomycetes; Eurotiales; Aspergillaceae
Product: transporter YIP1
Exons: 2
Coding region: 1-948 (315 amino acids)
Biological process (GO): endoplasmic reticulum to Golgi vesicle-mediated transport; vesicle fusion with Golgi apparatus
Cellular component (GO): trans-Golgi network; membrane
Source: RefSeq, a predicted model, not a curated record
AUGGCCCAAUACUAUCCGCAGCAGCAACCAUACGGAGCUCAGGCUUCUGCGCAAAACCUCCAGUUCUUCCCUUCAUCUUACAGCUCUCUAUCCGGACACACGACACCUUCUCAAGCAGCAUAUGGCGGCGGCUUCGGGACCCCCCCUUAUCCUGCUGCCCAGGCGUAUCCCGGGGGCGGGACCGGUGGCUACGGGGGUUUUGGAUCUCCGGCCGCAGGAGUGAGUGGGAGGAUGGGUGAGCAGGGUGGAUUAAGGACGGGAUGGCUGGCAGCGUUUGGGACAGAAGGGUAUGAAGGAGAGCCACCACUGUUGGAGGAGUUGGGCGUCAAUUUUGAGCACAUUCGGACAAAGACAUUGACUGUGUUGAACCCGUUCGCUCGAAUUGAUCAACACCUCAUGGACGAUAGCGAUCUCUACGGCGCCCUCCUUUACAUCGUCCUCUACGGAACCUUCCUCCUCCUCUCCGGUAAAGUCUUCUACGGCUACAUCUACGGCGUCGCAGUCUUCGGCACCGUCGCCCUACAUCUAAUCCUCAGUCUCAUGUCCCCUGCCCUUGAUACAUCCGCAAGCCCCAACGCAGCAGACCCAACCAACUACGACCCGCAUAGCAAGCCGGAGGGUUCCACCGCCGUUGGCCACUUCUCGGCGACUUUGACGUUCCCCCGCUCCGCGAGUGUGCUGGGAUACUGUUUCUUGCCUCUUGUGAUGACGAGCCUGAUUGGCAUCUUGGCACCCAUGGAUACUAUGUUCGGAUACUUGUUGACCACCGCUGCGGUGGGGUGGUGCACGUACAGCUCGUCGGGGAUGUUCUGUGCCGUGGCCAGGAUGCGCGGUAUGCGAGGACUGGUCGCAUAUCCGUUGGCGCUGUUUUACGUCGUCUUUGGAAUUAUGGGGAUUUUCUCGUCGAGGGGGAGUGGGACACUCGCUGCGAAGACCGGGACUGCUUAA